CGACUGGAUAAGAGAAAAAAAUAGAGCUGGGGAUCUGUUUUAUAACCAGAAAGAUCCGAGUUAGUGUUAGAACUCAAGUCAGGAUCUGACACCUUGUACAUUGGACGGUUUUCCUAUCACAUAAAGUGAUGGGAUUAAUUCAUAUAUGACUUUACUUCCACAGAUAGUAAUUAGUCUGUGUGGACAUUGUGGUGUUUUUAAGAACACAAAACGUCACAUCUCGUCGUUUCUAAAACAACUGUAACCUCACCUUCUUUACAUCUAGUGUUAACCACCAGCAGUUCGUUUUCUCGGCUGAUAUCGUCGUGCAAACUUUACUACUCGGCGAGCCAGCUAAACAGACAUGGCAUAUCUUCUCUCUUUUCAACUGCAGACAACACUGAAGCCCCUGACACUGAGGACUACUUCUGCAUGGUCGGCGAUAACUGCAUAUCAUCGACCAUACAGCAGUAAAUAUGAAGGAUCUGAAUAUUUGCACAGAAGUAUUGUUCCGAGUAUGCACUAUCAGAAAAGCUUACCGAGAUUGCCAGUUCCGAAGCUGGAGGACACAAUACGGAGAUAUUUGGCAGCUCAGAAACCCCUGUUAAAUGAAGAACAGUACAGUAAAACAGAGAAACUGGCGCAUGAAUUCCAGAAUGGCAUUGGCAAGCAGUUACAUGAGGAGCUUGUGGCUCAGGACAAAAUGAACAAGCACACCAGCUAUAUUUCAGGUCCGUGGUUUGACAUGUACCUAUCUGCACGCGAGUCUGUGGUCUUGAACUUUAAUCCUUUUAUGUCAUUCAACCCUGACCCCAAACCUGAGUAUAAUAACCAGCUUCUUCGGUCUGCUAACAUGGUGUGUUCUGCGGUUCGGUUUAUGAAGACCCUACGUGCUGGUCUCCUUGAACCAGAGGUGUUCCACCUAAACCCUGCCAAGAGCAACACUGAUACCUUCAAGAAGUUCAUCCGAUGGGUGCCCUCCUCUAUCUCAUGGUUUGGAGCCUAUAUGGUGAAUGCCUAUCCCCUGGAUAUGUCUCAGUACUUCCGUCUCUUCAACUCUACACGGAUCCCCAGACCCAAGCGGGAUGAGCUCUUCACAGACCAGAAAGGUCGCCAUGUGCUUGUCAUGAGAAGAGGAAAUAUGUAUACAUUUGAUGCAGUGGAUAGGGAUGGUAAUCUAGUGAAACCCACAGAAAUCCUUUCACACCUCAAAUACAUCCUUGCAGACACAAAACCAGCUCCUGCUUUUCCUCUGGGUGUUCUGACGAGCGAGAACAGGGACGUAUGGGCUGCACUAAGAGAGAAGCUUCUACAGGCAGGGAAUGGUGAGGCUCUGGGUUUAGUGGACAGUGCUCUGUUCUGCCUGUGUCUUGAUGAGGAGGAAAUGUGUGAUCAUGUACACAUCUCCCACAAUAUGCUUCAUGGGGACGGCUGCAACCGAUGGUAUGACAAGUCAUUUAGUAUCAUCCUGGCCAAAGAUGGACAAGCAGCCAUUAAUUUUGAACACUCUUGGGGUGAUGGUGUUGCUGUCCUCCGAUUCCAAAAUGAAGUAUUCAAAGACACCACAGAGACACCACAGAUGAAUCCUGGCACCCAACCUGCUGCUGUAGAUUCAGCUUCUGCUGUCCAGAGGAUAGAAUUCAAGCUAAAUCCUGAACUAGAACAAGGAAUAAGAAAAGCCAAAGAGAACUUCCAGGCUGCUGUCUCGAAGCUUACCAUUGAUGCCAUGGAGUUCAAGCAAGGGGGGAAAGAGCAGCUGAAGAAGAAGAAGCUCAGCCCUGAUGCCAUUGCACAGCUGGCUUUCCAGAUGGGAUUCCUGCGGCAGUAUGGGCAGACCGUAGCUACAUACGAGUCCUGCAGCACUGCAGCUUUCAAACAUGGCCGCACAGAGACCAUCCGGCCUGCCAGUAUAUACACACAGCGCUGUGCCAAAGCCUUUGUUCAACAGCCUGGUCAGCAUAGUGUGAAGCAGCUCAUAGUUUUGUUGGAUGCCUGCUCCAAAUACCAUGGGCAGCUCACAAAGGAGGCAGCCAUGGGACAAGGAUUUGACCGGCAUCUUUUUGCCUUACGUUACCUGGUAAAUUCUAAAGGAAUGCCUAUGCCGAGUUUGUACCAGGAUCCAGCUUAUGUAGCCAUAAACCACAACAUCCUGUCCACCAGCACACUCACUAGCCCUGCUGUCAGUUUGGGUGGCUUUGCCCCGGUGGUCCCAGAUGGCUUUGGAGUGGGCUAUGGCAUCCAUGACGACUGGAUCGGUUGCAACGUUUCCAGCUACCCCGCCAGGAACGUACAUGAAUUUCUCAGAUGUGUUCAGAAGUCUCUGGAGGACAUAUUUACGGUUCUUGAAGGAAAGCCAAUACAAUCCAGCUAAGUAUACAAGAAUAAUGAUGGGUUUUGAGGAAUCAUGAAAAUGACUCAUGUAGAGUGCUCAGAGGUUAAUGUUUUCAUCAACAUAUAGUUCUUUGUCUGCAGUUAUUGGAGUAGAUCAGCUCCUCUGGACUUUCAGUUCUGCCAAAUAAUCUAUUAAUAAUUUCUGCAGAGUUUUACAGGACAAAUGAAUGUUCAAUGUUCAUUUUGGGAUGUGUACACUAUCUAAAUCUGUAGCUGUAAAUGAAAUGAUUUCAGUGUUUUUGUGACUGGUGCAUCCAAAAAUGCUUGAUUUUGCUGUAGCUGUUUUCAAAAUCUGCUAAACAAUUUGCAGUUUUUUCUUAUUUUUUGCAGAAAACUACUUGAAUUGGCAAAAUUGCAACUGCACAAAAUUGUUUUACACGGUCUUUUGCAGUGAUGGUUGUUUGUAAAUGAGCCCUUUUAGCUGUACUCAAGGUCUACGAACGUGAAUAGAAGGCUUUGGGUGAAUGCAUGUUGUCACAUAACACAUCUUGGCCCAAAUCUGCAGUAAUUUAAGUUGCAAGCUCCCGCGAAUAUUGUAGUUUCCUUGAUUGUGUUCAUUUCUGCGAUCGCAAAAUCCUGGAGGGAUUGACAAGAAUCCCAACUAAUUAAGUUCAUUAUUUAAAAUAUCAUUCUAUACAGUACAUGUGCAAAGUUUUGAUUUGCUUCAAGUCCCUCAACGUGUCUUGGUCCAGCCUGUUAAUGUAAAUUAGUUUAAUUGUGAAUAUUUUACUGCCAAGUCUGACCUAGAGGAAUGAUGCUUUUUUUUAUUUUUUUUUAUUAACUUUUAAAUUAACUUUCAGGUGCUGUUUUUGGUUUAGCAAGAGCAGAGAGAUAUACAACAGUGAAUACCUUUUGCUCUUACCUGACCAGGAUGCUUGUGCAUUUAAGGUAGCAGUGACAAUUUUUCACAUUAAAACACUGAAAUGUUUCA
Messenger RNA from Ictalurus punctatus (channel catfish), 3301 nucleotides. It is a transcript of the gene cpt2, whose product is annotated as carnitine palmitoyltransferase 2. Gene Ontology annotation, cellular component: mitochondrion. Gene Ontology annotation, molecular function: carnitine O-palmitoyltransferase activity. NCBI's taxonomy places the organism in Eukaryota, Metazoa, Chordata, Actinopteri, Siluriformes, Ictaluridae. The transcript has 5 exons. The record is from RefSeq and is a predicted model, not a curated record. Bases 344 to 2350 code for a protein of 668 amino acids. Gene Ontology annotation, biological process: fatty acid beta-oxidation.